UUUCCGGUUUGCAUGAGUUUCCUUUGAAUCAACUCGCCCCUAUAUCGGUUAACAAAGAGUGGUGUCAAUACUACUGGUGCCAUACUGUGUUAACAAGUGACAUGGGUUUGCUAACAAACCCAACUUCCAGGGCCACCAUUGUGGGCAGCAUAACCAGACACAACAACAAAAUAUGCUUCUUAUGUUAUGUAGUCGGGUUAUCAUGGUUCCUGGCUUUGGCAUACCAAGAAUUAAAUGCAGGGACCUAUUUCUCAGAGAAUGCUCUCCUUCCUGGUUUAGUGAGGAGCCAAUUUUAUGGAGAUUCAGAAGCAGAGGGAUAUUAUAGUCAGCUAAAAAGUGAAUUGAAUAAAGAUAAAAAUGUCAUGCCAGUGAAGUGGAUAUAUAACCAGUUUAUGGACCUGGGACUGGAUGUAUACAUACACAAUUUCACCUUUAGAUACCCACUCAAAAUAUUUGGAGAAAAGCAAAUUCCUGGCCAAAAUGUGUAUGCCAUCAUGCGUGCAUCUCGUGCAGCAAGCACGGAGGCCUUGGUGCUGACCAUCCCCUUUAGAACAGUGACCACUGUAAUGGACAAGACACAUGGUGGUCUGGCCCUCAUGCUGACCAUGGCUAAUCACUUCAGAAAGUCAUCAUAUUGGGCCAAAGACAUCAUCUUUGUGGUGACAGAGCAUGAGUACAUAGGAAUGCAGGCCUGGCUGGAUGCUUAUCACGAAACCAAAUCUGAAUUGAUUUCAUCAAACAGCCUGGAAGGACACGGAGGAAGUAUUCAGGCUGCCAUUAACCUGGAAGUUCCCACCAAUAAGAUUUCAUCGUUUGACUUCAGGCUUGAGGGUUUGAAUGGGCAGCUGCCUAACCUUGACCUCUUCAAUCUGGUGGUUCGUAUAAGUCGCCAGGAAGGUUUUGAUGUGCUGUUGAAAGAGCAGCAUGACCCCUAUCAUCCAGAGACCUUUGAGGGUUAUCUGCAGAACCUGAAGACCAUGUUCUUGAUGAUGUGGACCCAGGCUCCAGGCAGCGCCAAUAACAACCACGGGGUCUUCCUCAAGUAUAACAUAGAGGCCCUGACCUUAGUGGGAAAGAAAGAGAAAGGAAAACAUGCUCAGGGAUAUGGGCCCAUGGGAAGAACAGUAGAGGGCAUCUUCCGCAGUCUAAACAAUCUUCUGGAGAGAUUUCACCAGUCGUUCUUCUUCUACCUCCUCCCAAGUACCAGCAGAUAUGUCUCCAUAGGUCUUUAUAUGCCUCCGUUUGCCAUAAUGGUGGCAGGGAGUCUUAUCAAAGCAGUGGCUAUGUGGAUUAGCUGUACCGAGACGGUGGAGGAAGGUGUUUCAACUGAAAAAGAGAAGAAAGAAACAGAUCAGGCUAAUGGAGAGAGUGUACAGAAAAAUGAAGUCAAAGAUCACAAGGAGGAAAAGGAGGAAGAAAGGAAAGGCCUGCUGAGCGUGAUCCCCAUUCUCUUCAUCACGCAGCUGUUUGGCCUCCUUGCCUACUUCAGUCCCGAUUUCUUCGUAGAUCUUGGGAUGCCAUUACACCUACAUGUGGCAGAAGCUGUUCAUUAUGGGAUGCUAGCUUUAUUUCUCUCAUCCUUGGCCAUGCCAAGGUUUUUAAAAAGGUCACUCUCAGAAAAAAGCCGUCCAGAUUGGAAGCUAUUGAAGUGUGUCUCACUUAUUGUGCAGGGCUUGGUGCUGUUUAGCAUUGCACUCAUGAAUAUAUCUCUAGCAUUUUUUCUGGCUGCCGUAAUGGUGCCAGUGUGUGUGGCUAUGUGGCCCAGUAAUAAUAGAGUUGUCCAGAUACUCCAUGCCUCAUUCCUCCUCCUGAUAUCUCCAUUCCUUCUUUUAUACAUAACAGUGGUAGCCAAUCAAAUGAUGACAGAGAAAGUAGCAGAUGUGGCCUCCCUGCUUGUACAGAGCUGGGAUCACAUGAAGACUCCACUCAUCCUGGGCAUGGUAGAGAGCCAGCUAUUGGGCAGCUGGACAUAUUGCGUCAUCUGUUUAGGAAUUUUUCCAAACUGGUUGGCAUUUUGGUGUCUCAUAUGGAUUGGGUCAUAACAAACAAGAAAGUGCAAGCCUGGGUUACGAUGGAGCUAUUUAUAAUGUUGCAGAUGUUUUACAGAAGGAUAAAUAUCACUAUAUCACGUGAAGCACAGGGCUUAGGAAAAGCUCAUGUCUGUAUCUAGCACCUCUGUGUCAACAGAAAGGCAGCAAGGACACCAAAUGUUGGUCAAACUUGUGAACCAUUCAAGUAUGAAAGGAUUUGUUAUAUCUGUAACAUCCUCGGUCAUAUCUAUUUUGUUGAAAGGCGUGGGAAGAUAUGCCUUUGUCUUGGCUGUGGGAUGGGUUUGGACAGUGCUUAGAAGUGCAAUCAAUAAUUGCCAUGUCUUUUUUUUCCUCAACAAUCUCAAAAGACAGUCUAGACUUAGUGCAUUGAUCAAAUAAUUUUCAGCUUAGUAGCAGUCACAGGUCCCCUUUUCAAAGAUCUCAGGGACAGCAUAAGGUUAUGUAGUUUAGUUCAUCAAUUUUGUUGGAAAUUGGAUAUUGAUUGAAUUGAAACAGCUUUUACCUACAACCAUGAGACUUUUCAGUUAUGAAAAAAGAUAAAAUGGGACAAAGUAUGGAUAAGAACUGCUCAUUGGUACACCAAUUGUAUUUGGACAGAAUGACUUCAGAAUAAUUUAAAACAUUGUAUUCAGACGAACUAUGGAUGAGAGUUGCUCCUUAUGGUAAAUGAAAUGUAUUCAGACAAAAAUGGAUAAGAAUUGCUUGUUACGAUAAACUAGUUGUAUUCGGACACAAUAUAGAUAAAAUUGCUCAGUAGCUUAGAUUGGUCAAACCAAGAUUGGCAGUCCUCUAGAAAUGGGCCUGAAGUGCAUUUCUGGACUUUUGGGUCCAAAAGAUGACUGAAAUUGUUGGUAUUCUGGUACAUUUUUCCUUUGCGUACAGUGAAAGAAUUGUAUAUGAACUAGGUUGUGUAAAACUGGCACAGGGUACAUCAUGUAUGUGUGAUUAGGAGUAGGAAUGCUCAAACGUCCUUGUGUUACCAGUGAGUUGAGCCAUCGGAUGAUUGAUUUAUAAAGAACACAUGCGGAGACAAUCCUAAGUCAGUCGCUGUUUUUAUACAUCUUAUUACUAUAAGACGGAAGGGACUGAGUUUGCUCUUAAAAUAGAGCCAUUUUUUGUUAUUUGAUAACUAGAUAUAUCAUGAUUCAAAACGAUUGAACUUCAUUAUGGUAGAAAACGCCGAAAUUGGUGUCACAAACGUAGACGUGUGAUGACGUUGAAUGGUUAGGAAUUACGCAAGGGACUACGGAAAUGAACUCGAUCUAAAACCCAUUUUGGGUAGAGUUUUGAAUUAAUGGAUAACAAUUUCUGUCAAAGUUGCGUUUAUGAAAUAUUUUGUGGUGAUGAUUUCCUUAUUGGGAAUGAUUUCAUACAUGUUCGCUGAGCAAAUGUAGGUUACAGCCAUAUUUUCAAUAAUAGGUUGUCAUGUAUUUUUUAUCUUAACCUUGGUUUUCCAAGACCAAGCUUUAUCAGUCCUUUGUGUAGUUUGGGUUACACGAUUCUGUUGUAGAACAUACUGCUCACAAGGACAUAAAAUGUUAAAGAGAUAUAGGCAUCAUGAACUUUACAUUGUAUCACAAUUUGAUCUCCACCGAAUGUUGUCUGUAAGGUGUACGGAAAGCAAAUAAAAAUUGUCAAGUAUAAAAAAAAUGAUUUUAUAUAUAUAUAUAUAAGAUGCGCCAUGUAUU
This is a messenger RNA of Lingula anatina, 3739 nucleotides long. RefSeq names its product GPI-anchor transamidase component GPAA1. Lineage: Eukaryota; Metazoa; Brachiopoda; Lingulata; Lingulida; Lingulidae. The record is from RefSeq and is a predicted model, not a curated record. Gene Ontology annotation, cellular component: membrane; GPI-anchor transamidase complex. Gene Ontology annotation, biological process: attachment of GPI anchor to protein.